GACAUCCCGUCCGCCACCACCACUACCAUUACCAACCACCACCACCACCACCACCACCAGCGGCUGCGAGGCCAGCAACGGAAUCGACAUCCCAUCCUUUGCUCCGCACUCUUUGGCGUGUCCCCAUUGGCAGUCGCCUCACGCUCGCAUCGCCGCCGCCGCAGUUGCAGCCUCGUCGUCCGGCGUCACCACCACGCGAGGCACGGCCGCCCAAGGAAGACUCGGCAUCCGCCUGUGUAAUUUUUCUGCCGUCCCGCGAGUCUUUGCCUGUCCGCUUGCUCCCCCCUUGCUUGCUUGUCCCGUCCGUCCGCCGGCACGGCUUGCUCAACGGCCCCGUUCCUCAACUCGACCUCGUCAGCCGGGCACCUCGUCCUGCCUCCCGUCUUGUCGCAUCACCACACCACCGCCACCUCCAACACGGCCAUCACUGCCAUCUCGAUUCGCACGGCGCGCCCCCACAAGAUCCUGACUGAGAUCCUUCCCAGGCGCUGUUCGCAGCAAGCCCCGCCUGAGGCGCCCGCGACCACCUCUCCUGCCGGCACAUCUUGGUGGGCAUCCCGUGCCACCAACCGGCCACCAUGAGCUUCAACGUCGACUCACCUAACGAGAUGGUGGUGGAUACGGACGAAUAUGUCGGCGAUGUCCCCGAAAAGGACCCUGUUGCUAUAAUUAGCCCUGACGACAACGGCGAGUCUGAUCAGCAGCUCCAGGACUUGCCUUUGGCCAACGAUCACGAAGCAAUGAAGGAGCUCGCUCUUCCGCCGUUAUUGGACGAACCCAAGAUUCUCGGCGACUUCGAGCAUACAUGGACGGUUGAAAACUGGCGUGGUCUCGGCAAGAGGGAACAUGGUCCCGUCUUCCAUGCUGGCGGCAACCCUUGGCGCAUUUUGCUAUUCCCUCAUGGCAACAACACGGAUCAGUGCUCCAUAUAUCUUGAGCACGGUUUUGACACAAACGCUAUCCCCGAGAAUUGGAGCUGCUGCGUCCAGUUUGCCCUCGUGCUCUGGAACCCCAACGACCCUAGCCUCUACGUUCACCAUGCAGCUCACCAUCGUUUCACCAAAGAGGAAGGCGACUGGGGUUUCACACGUUUCGUCGAGCAUCGGCGGAUGUUCAAUGUUCCCUGGGAGCAUGGCAGUCGUCCGUUGUGCGAAAACGACACCGCAAACAUCACCGCAUACUUGCGGUUCGUCGAGGACGAGACCGGCGUUCUAUGGCACAAUUUCGUCAACUAUGACUCCAAAAAGGAGACUGGCUACGUUGGUCUCAAGAACCAGGGCGCCACAUGCUACCUCAACUCGCUUCUCCAGUCGCUGUACUUUACUAAUGCCUUUCGCAAGGCUGUGUACGAGAUUCCGACGGAAAACGAGCAAAGCAUGCAGAAUUCUGCGUAUACUCUCCAGCGACUCUUUUAUCAGCUCCAGACCUCCGAACAGGCCGUCAGCACCAAUGAGCUGACCAAGUCGUUUGGUUGGGAGACCCGGCAUAUCUUCGAACAGCAAGACGUCCAGGAACUCUCCCGCAAGCUCAUGGAGCGCAUGGAGGAAAAGAUGAAAGGUACCAAGGCAGAAAAUGUCCUGUCGCACAUGUUCAGCGGCAAGAUCAAGACAUACAUUUCUUGCAUCAACGUGGACUACGAAUCGAGCCGCAUUGAAGAUUUUUGGGACAUCCAGUUAAACGUUAGCGGAAACAGGGACCUGCGCGACAGUUUCCAAGACUACGUUCAAGUCGAAAAGAUGGACGGCGAGAACCAAUACUUUGCCGGUGACCAGUUCAAGCUCCAGGACGCCAACAAGGGCGUCAUCUUCACCGGCUUCCCCGAUGUUCUUCACCUCCAGCUCAAGCGCUUCGAGUACGACAUUCAACGGGAUAUGAUGAUGAAGAUCAACGACCGAUACGAGUUCCCUGACGUUUUCGACGCCGCUCCUUUUCUGACAGACGACGCCGAUAGGUCAGAGGCCUGGACAUAUCAGCUGCACGGUGUCCUAGUCCACAGCGGUGACCUUAAUGCCGGACACUACUACGCGUUUAUCAAACCGGAAAAGGAUGGCUGGUUCUACAAGUACGAUGACGACAAAGUCACGAGAGCGACGACAAGGGAGGUCAUGGAAGAAAACUAUGGCGGUGAAUAUCGGACGCCAAAUGGGUACCCUCGCGCACCGCUGCAGAAGAAGGCACCCAUCAUGCGCCAGAACAGCGCGUACAUGUUAGUGUACAUUCGCCAGACCAGAGUGGACAAGAUCCUAUGCCCGGUCACAAAAGACGACAUUCCCCGUCAUCUGCAGGAGCGAUUCGACGAAGAGAAUGCGCUGAGAGAAGCUCGUCGACGCGAACAGCGAGAGGCACACUUGUACAUGAUGGCCAAGGUCAUUACUGACGAGACAUUUCGUCACUAUGGAAGCACGGAUCUCUGCGCAUUCGACGCCAACCCUGAAGUCGACCCUUCAGCGCCACGUUCUUACCGUAUCCGUCGCACCAUGACGAUGGAAGAGUUCACCAAUCUGGUUGCAGAGGACAUCGGGCAGGAUCCCCGCAAGGUCCGACUUUGGCUCAUGGUCAACAGGCAAAACAAGACAAUCCGUCCAGAUCAGCCGAUUAUGGAUCUGCGGCCGACGGUUGAAGAGGUCUACACUCGCUCAGCCGCCCACCGCGACACAAGCUUGCGGGUUUGGGCUGAAGUUGCCGAGGAAUUGAACGCCGAUGGUGAGCCCGUCUGGCCGUCAUACCAGAGCCAAACCAACGGCGUCGUAGUCAAGAACGACACGAUCUUGCUGUUGCUCAAGCAUUUCGACAGCACCGAGCAAACUCUCAAGGGUGUCGGCCAUGUCUAUAUUGGCAAGGAAAGGAAGGUCGAGGAGCUGGUUCCCUUGAUCUUGCAGAAGAUGGGCUGGGGCGAGAAGUUGCCAGCUGACGAAAAGCUCCUGCUCUGGGAGGAAAUCAAACCGAUCAUGAUUGAGCCACUGAAACCCAAGCAGUCUCUCAAGGUUGCUGAGCUUCAAGAUGGCGACAUCAUCUGCUUCCAACGGACGUCUGAGAAGGCGGAUGGUGAUUCUGCAAAGUCCCUGCAUGAGCCGCUGCGUACUAGCGAGUACUUUGAGGAUGCGCGAGAGUAUUACGAUUUCCUGGAGCACAGGAGAACGGUUAGGUUCCAUCCUCACCCCACCAGAUGCGAUCAGGACCAGUACCCUCCGUUCGACCUUGUCCUCAAUGCCAAGAUCAACUAUGACACCUUGUCCGAGCGUGUCGGUAGCUAUCUCUCGGUCCCUGCUACGCACAUUCGCCUGUGGACGGUCAACGCCACGACAAACAAUCCCAAAGCUCCUGUGAGACGAGGGACCAACCCGAGCUUGCGGCAGAUCCUGAAUCCGAUGGGCUCAACCACGCUCAGUUCGACGCAGCGAAACGACGCUUUCUACUUCGAGGUGUUGGAGAUGAGCCUGGCAGAGCUGGACACCAAGAAGAGCGUGAAGCUCACUUGGCUCAGCGAAGGCAUCACCAAAGAGGAUCACUUUGACCUCUUAGUACCUAAGACAGGGACUGUCGAGGACGUAGUUCAAGCUCUCAUCAAGAAAGCGCAACUCCCUAACGAAGCCGAAGGCGGGCCGAUCCGGAUCUAUGAGGCAAGCACGAAUCGGUUUUAUCGGGAACCGUCGAGAGACAGCUCCGUCUCAAACCUAAACGACUACACCCAGAUCUACGCGGAACGCGUCCCCGCGGAUGAAGUGGGUAUUGAUGAGAAUCAGUUCAUCCACGUCUUCCAUUUCCAGAACGAGGUCAACCGGUCUCAUGGCAUCCCGUUCAAGUUUUUGCUCAAAGAAGGCGAGAGAUUUGCCGACACCAAGAAACGGCUGGAGAAGCGCACUGGUCUCAAGGGCAAGAGCUUCGAGAAGAUCAAGUUUGCCAUUGUGCGACGGUCAAACUACUCCAAGCCCGUUUAUAUCAAUGAUGACGACGAGCUCCACGGCAAUACCUCGUCCGAGGACGACUUCUUGGGGCUGGACCACGCGGAUAGAACGAGGUCACUGCGUAACGGUGUCGGAGACCUGUUCCUUCGUUAGCUUAUGCAGACGGACGGGGCAGACGGACACAGCGUUGCCUGACCGCAAGGGGCGACCCGCCUGGAUGAUAUCGGCGUCUGGCUGGUGCUGGAGUCUUUUGCAGUGGCAUAAGGGUCGUGUUCCUGCAUGAAGAAAGGCGGUGAGGCGGUGCCCGCCGUAGUCGCGCCCGGCUGUGGCCUUGGCCGUGGCUGACGGCGACGAGCGGAGGCGGGUGCAGCAAAGCUCUGAAAGCUGCCGGAGGGCUGGACAUGGGCGGGGAUGUAAGCUUGUUGGUAUAGAAGUACAUUCUUUCUACCUACCUACGUAACGAGAGUCGUUGCGGCAGCCCCGCAAUAGAGGAGCCAGCAAUAAAUGCAAAAGCGCGCGUUCGCUAUGAC
This is a messenger RNA of Purpureocillium takamizusanense, 4435 nucleotides long. It is a transcript of the gene UBP15, whose product is annotated as Ubiquitinyl hydrolase 1. Gene Ontology annotation, cellular component: nucleus; cytosol. Gene Ontology annotation, molecular function: protein binding; cysteine-type deubiquitinase activity; cysteine-type endopeptidase activity. Lineage: Eukaryota; Fungi; Ascomycota; Sordariomycetes; Hypocreales; Ophiocordycipitaceae. The transcript is spliced from 10 exons. The record is from RefSeq and is a predicted model, not a curated record. The coding region runs from base 579 to 4058 and encodes 1159 amino acids. Gene Ontology annotation, biological process: protein deubiquitination; regulation of protein stability.